Molecule: messenger RNA, 1344 nt
Organism: Orycteropus afer afer
Lineage: Eukaryota; Metazoa; Chordata; Mammalia; Tubulidentata; Orycteropodidae
Product: tubulin alpha-8 chain
Biological process (GO): microtubule cytoskeleton organization; mitotic cell cycle
Cellular component (GO): microtubule; cytoplasm
Molecular function (GO): GTP binding; structural constituent of cytoskeleton
Source: RefSeq, a predicted model, not a curated record
GAGUGUAUCUCCAUCCAUGUGGGCCAGGCCGGGGUGCAGAUGGGCAAUGCCUGCUGGGAGCUCUACUGCCUGGAGCACAACAUCCAGCCCAAUGGCACCAUGUCCAGCAGCAAGACCUUGGGGAGUGGUGAUGACUCCUUCAACACCUUCUUCAGUGAAACAGGGGCUGGGAAGCAUGUGCCCCGGGCUGUCUUUGUGGACCUGGAGCCUGCUGUCAUAGAUGGGGUAAGAACUGGCAUUUAUAGGCAGCUCUUCCACCCUGAGCAGCUGAUAACUGGCAAGGAAGAUGCUGCUAACAACUAUGCCCGUGGCCACUACACUGUGGGGAAGGAGAUCAUCGAUCUGGUGUUGGAGCGAAUCCGAAAACUGACAGACCAGUGCACCGGGCUUCAGGGUUUCCUGAUAUUCCAUAGCUUUGGAGGUGGCACAGGCUCAGGCUUCACCUCCCUGCUGAUGGAGCGGCUUUCUGUUGACUAUGGCAAGAAGUCCAAGUUGGAAUUUGCCAUCUACCCGGCCCCUCAAGUGUCCACAGCAGUUGUGGAACCCUAUAACUCCAUCUUGACCACCCACACCACCCUGGAGCACUCAGACUGUGCCUUUAUGGUAGACAAUGAGGCCAUCUAUGAUAUCUGUCGCCGCAAUCUGGACAUUGAGCGCCCUACCUACACUAACCUCAACCGGCUCAUUGGCCAGAUUGUGUCUUCCAUCACUGCCUCCCUGCGCUUUGACGGUGCCCUUAAUGUGGACCUCACGGAGUUCCAGACCAAUCUGGUGCCCUACCCACGCAUCCACUUUCCCCUGGUGACCUACUCACCCAUCGUCUCAGCUGAGAAGGCCUACCAUGAGCAGCUCUCAGUGGCAGAAAUCACCAAUGCCUGCUUUGAACCCUCCAAUCAGAUGGUCAAGUGUGACCCACGCCAUGGCAAAUAUAUGGCCUGCUGCAUGCUCUACCGUGGAGAAGUGGUGCCCAAGGAUGUGAAUGCCGCCAUUGCCACUAUCAAGACCAAGCGCACCAUCCAGUUUGUGGACUGGUGUCCUACAGGUUUCAAGGUUGGUAUCAACUACCAGCCCCCCACAGUGGUACCUGGGGGAGACCUGGCCAAGGUGCAGCGGGCGGUCUGCAUGCUCAGCAAUACCACAGCCAUCGCUGAGGCCUGGGCCCGCCUCGACCACAAGUUUGACCUGAUGUAUGCCAAGCGGGCUUUUGUGCACUGGUAUGUGGGCGAGGGCAUGGAAGAAGGGGAGUUCUCAGAGGCUCGAGAGGACCUGGCUGCCCUGGAGAAGGAUUAUGAAGAAGUAGGCACAGAGUCUGUGGACGGCGAGGAUGAGAGUGAGGAGUUCUAG